AUGAUAAUUCAUGAACUUCAAACAUAUAAACUAAACAUUACUGCCUCAAUUUCAGACGACGAAAUUACAAAGAUAUUUCGUCGUCGUAAACUAUUUGUAACUAUCUUCAAAAUUCUUGUGGUGAAUCUGAGAAAUUCUGUGAAAAAGAUCUUCCAAACUUCAACCACAUUACAUGUUUCCAUGACUAACUGA
Clunio marinus is the source of this 192-nucleotide messenger RNA. The record is from the annotation of a GenBank genome assembly. NCBI's taxonomy places the organism in Eukaryota, Metazoa, Arthropoda, Insecta, Diptera, Chironomidae.